UUGAUUUGUUACCUAUAUGCUUUAAUUUGUAAUUGCUGUGCGCCUAGUGUUUGUAUGAGUGUAAAUUCGUGUCGCACGAUUCAAGUUGGAACCAGACCUUAAUUGCAUGUAAUAAGAACUCAUAUAUGUCGGUUUAUGAUCGAAAUAAAAAAAAACCCUCGGCAAGUAGUAGUAAUGGGCCAGUGUCUUUACUCGGCUUGCGCAAUGUUAUAAAAAAGUCAUACCAUGGUGCGAACAAGUUCAGUUAUUUACCAACUGAAUUAGCGAAACGCAUUAUUGAAUUAAAGUUCAGUUAUUUUGAGGUUACGUUUAUGAGAUUUGAAAUUUAGAAAUGAUUAAGUUGCAUUUUGAAAAGGGAGCAAUAUUCGUUUUCGAUGUGGAUGACUGGUGCGAAAUCAGAAAUACGCACAGAAUAGUAGGCCAAGUCGUGGGCAGCACUUCAUUUAUUCCUUCACUUCCUUUGAAAUUACUACCAGAAGAGGCAUUUUUGUUGCUGAACAAAAAUAUUGCUACUUUACAAGAGAUUCGUUAUAUGAAGAGAGAUAGAGAAAGAUUUAAAAUUUUCGAGCAAAAACUCUUGGAACAGCAACAAAUUGAAUACAAACAGGUUAGGAAAGUGCAACUGGAAUCGCUUAUAGAUAAGAUAGUGCAGAACAGAAGAAAAAUAGGCGACCUUCGUUCGAAAGAAGAAAUUUUCGAGGAGGAGCUCGAAAAGUCCAGUCAAAUCAACAGAGACAAUAUGAUAUGGCCAAUAUUUUUAAAACGAGAUGGCGAAUCCGAAAGCCAAUCGCUGAGCGCCGAAGUAGUGUGCAAAUUCACUUCAGACCUUAAAAUAAAAGUGUUUAGGGAUUUGUGGGAACGGGGCUAUUACAUAACAAACGGGGAAAAGUUCGGCGGAGACUUUUUGGUGUAUUUUGGGGACCCGCUUGUGUAUCACGCAGUAUUUAUUGUGAGGUGUAUUGAACGAGAAAAAUUAUUAACUCCUGCAAAUUUAGUGGGUUUCGGUAGAUUGGGCGUUUCGGUAAAAAAGAGGGCCGUUUUAGCUAGUAUCAGUGAAAACCAGGUGCGUUACUUGACGAUAAACUGGAUAGACGCCUGA
Messenger RNA from Cylas formicarius (sweet potato weevil), 1099 nucleotides. It is a transcript of the gene Tsen34, whose product is annotated as tRNA-splicing endonuclease subunit Sen34. Gene Ontology annotation, molecular function: nucleic acid binding; tRNA-intron lyase activity. The transcript has a single exon. The record is from RefSeq and is a predicted model, not a curated record. Gene Ontology annotation, biological process: tRNA splicing, via endonucleolytic cleavage and ligation; tRNA-type intron splice site recognition and cleavage. The coding region runs from base 332 to 1099 and encodes 255 amino acids. Gene Ontology annotation, cellular component: tRNA-intron endonuclease complex. NCBI's taxonomy places the organism in Eukaryota, Metazoa, Arthropoda, Insecta, Coleoptera, Brentidae.